Messenger RNA from Fulvia fulva, 1425 nucleotides. Its product is annotated as Homogentisate 1,2-dioxygenase. Gene Ontology annotation, cellular component: cytoplasm. The coding region runs from base 1 to 1425 and encodes 474 amino acids. The record is from RefSeq and is a predicted model, not a curated record. The transcript has a single exon. Gene Ontology annotation, biological process: L-phenylalanine catabolic process. Gene Ontology annotation, molecular function: homogentisate 1,2-dioxygenase activity. Lineage: Eukaryota; Fungi; Ascomycota; Dothideomycetes; Mycosphaerellales; Mycosphaerellaceae.
AUGCCUGUCACACAGUUCAGCUUCCAGGAGAGGUACAAGUAUCAGAACGGCUUCGGCUCAUAUCACGAGACUGAAGCCGUGGAGGGCGCCCUCCCUGUAGGAGCCAACAACCCUCAGAAGGCACCCUACGGCCUAUACAACGAGAAGCUGUCCGGCACGGCCUUCACAGCACCACGACACGAGAACAAGCAGACAUGGCUGUAUCGUAUAUUGCCCGCCAGCGCACACUCCCCUUUCGAGCCGAGAGAGAGCAGCACGUACGAUCUCAACCCAGGAGGUCUAAGAGAUGCAAAGUGGCACCAGAUCCCCAACCAACUGCGAUGGGACCCGUUCGAUCUCGACGAGACAGUCGACUGGAUACAUGCACUCAAGCUUGUGGCAGGUGCUGGGGACCCAACCAUGAAGUCUGGGCUGGGCAUACUCAUAUAUGCUGCUGGCAAAGACAUGGAUAAAAAGUCGGCCUUCUACAGCGCAGACGGCGAUCUCCUGAUCGUACCCCAGCACGGCGCGCUGGAUAUUCAGACCGAGCUUGGCAAGAUACUUGUACGGCCCAAUGAGAUCUGUGUAAUACCACGCGGUAUCCGACAUCGCGUGACACUGCCAGAAGGCCCAGUCCGUGGAUUCGUGCUUGAGCUAUACCAAGGGCACUUCGAACUCCCAGAGCUCGGACCCAUAGGCUCAAACGGCCUUGCUAAUGCGCGGGACUUCCAAGCUCCGAUCGCUCACUUCGAGGAAGACACAGACAGCGAGCAUCUACUGUUCGCCAAGUUCGCUGGCACUCUCUUCGCUGCAAAACAGAAUCACACAGCAUUUGACGUGGUGGCAUGGCACGGCACUUACUACCCAUACAAGUACGAUCUUGGCCGCUUCAACACCAUCGGGUCUAUCUCAUACGACCACCCAGAUCCCAGUAUCUUCACUGUCCUCACAGCGCAAAGCGAGCAUCCUGGCACGGCGGUGGCGGAUUUUGUCAUCUUCCCACCAAGGUGGCUUGUUGCUGAGGACACAUUCAGACCGCCUUGGUAUCACAGGAACACCAUGUCUGAGUUCAUGGGCUUGAUCCACGGCCAGUACGAUGCAAAAACUGGAGGUGGUUUCCAGCCAGCAGGCGCCUCGCUUCACAAUGUCAUGAGUGCCCACGGACCAGAUGCAUCAACGCAUGAGAAGGCCAGCAAUGCGGAGCUCAAGCCCGCAAAGGUCGGCGACAACAGCAUGGCUUUCAUGUUCGAGUCGUGUCUGAUGGUCGGCGUGACAGAGUGGGGUCUGAAGCAAUGCAACAAGGUCCAGCAAGACUACAACGCGGAGUCUUGGGAGCCGCUGAAGCCGCACUUUCAGAGGCCUACGCCCGCGAAGAUUGUGAAUGGCGCAGCGAACGGCGCAGGGGGUUUGCAAGCGGACAAAGCGCAGCAGCCUCACUAUACUUGA